UGUAAGAUCGAUUUAAAAAAUCGAGAAUGAAUACAAAAGAAUCGAUUCUUUGAAAGAUCGAUUCAAGAUUGCUCAUCCCUAGUUGUUGGUGCAGUCAGUGCGCAUUAUGCGCGAAAUAGAAUUUAUCUGUGUAGUAGAUUUCAUUUUUAACAUCUCUUGAAAACCGCUUUAAUUUUUUUAUGUGUGUCGAGAAAUAUAUAUCGUAAUGGAUGUAAAACAAAAAAUUAUUCAAAAGUUUAACGAACAGUUGGGGUCGAAUUUAAAAAAUCUUGAAGGAAUCUAUGAUUUUCAAGAAUGGCUCAAGACGGAAAAAGAUGAAAUUGAAAAAUCAUUAUCGAUGGCAUCAACUACUACUCCCUCAAAAGUGAAAGCAGUGAUUGAGAAUGUAGAACAUGUUAGUUAUGAAGUUGAACAACUGCAGAAAACCUGCAUAGAUCUGAAAAAGAAGAUUAAAGAGACAUUUAAUGAGAAUGAUACAAAUUUAGAGCUGCAAGAAGUUAUUGAUAAAAUAGGCCAGCUAGAUAAAUCAUUAUCCUAUUUGUACUUUAUAAGAUACAUAGAAAAUAUUAGUGACAAAAUAGAAGCAUUCUUAUCAUCUGGCGACGAUGAGUCUACAAUAACUCUGUAUACAAAUCUAACAAACAUCAGCUGCCAAUUGCAAACAUCUGUUUGUCAUUAUCUGAUCAAUUAUGUUCAUGAGACUUUACAUUUUUGGCAUAAUAUAAUUAAGGAGAAAUUAUCAAAAUGUAAUACUUACAGGGAAUAUAAUGAUUUAUUGAAGAUAUUAAAAUGGCCUUUCUGUGGAAGUAACGCCACUUCAUUAAAUAUAUCUUUGCCAGAAACAAUGACAAGAUUUAAGAUAUUAAUUGAAUAUCUUUUUCACCUGCAAUUACCAGAAGAAAUGAUAAAACCUGUAGUAACAUCUGUGUUAUUAACAGAUUUUGCGCCAAUCAGUUUACCAAUUAUUCUUUUAGUACGUCCUCUUCGACAGAGGUUUAUUUAUCAUUUUACAGGAGCUAAAUUGACGAAUCGUCAAGAUAAGCCAGAAUGGUUUUUUACACAAAUAUUAACAUGGAUUAAAGACCAUGUUAAGUGGAUACAAAAAAAUAUUCAACCUAUAGCUGAUUCUAUAGGUUUUGAACAUUUGGAUACAAAGGCCGAAUUUAUGCGCGCUUUAGUUCAGUUAGCCGUUGAGAAACUUCAUUCCGAAUUGGCCAUAGUACAAUAUGAUGACACUUUAUUUGCACAUUUGAUUGAUGAAACUUUAGGAUUUGAAAGAGAGCUACGAGAGACUUUGUUGUAUCCUCAAACACAACCAGCUACUGUUUUUGUUCUCACACAAGCCCAUAUUUUUGUUAAAUGGAUAAACAUGGAGAAAAAAUAUGCAACUGAAAAAAUGGAUGCAAUAUUAAGCUCAAGUACAGCGUGGGAAAGACUGACAGGACCUGACAUGGAUGAUAUGAAAGUUACUGAAUGUGCAGAUGCCUUCCUCACACUUCUCACUACGAUUUCUGAUAGAUAUAAACACUUGCCUCAACCUGGACAUAGAUUACAGUUUCUUGAAUUGCAAUUGGAAUUGAUUGAUGAUUGGCGUGUACGAUUGUUGCAAUUAUUACACGAGAAUUACGAAGACCCGUUAACAUCGCUUAUGCCACAUAUUCUCAAUACGCUACAUUAUGUCGCGACUGUCUUGGAAGAAUGGGGUGUAACUGUUCAUUUCUUGCAACUACAAUUCUUCAAGAAGCAAUUCGAAACUGUAGAGAGUGCCACUGACAAAGGUAACGACACUAGUGAAAGUAUUGGAGAAGUAGAGGGAACUGUCUUCGAUGAAGCUGUAGUUCUCUUACAACGAUUAGAGAAGGAAUUGAUAAAUGAGAUCAGUGAUUCGGUAGCUUUAGAUGUAAAGGCAAAAAGUAGACCUUAUAGGACAGACAAAUGGUUUGCAAUGCAAUCUUCUAAAGAAGUCGCUUCAUUAUCGGUAACAUCAAGUGGUUGUCCUAUGUUCCAAGAGUUAGCUAUGCGUCUCCACAUAUUGCAUAAUGUUCUUGCCCUGCCGUUGUUUAAUCAAGCUUGGAAAAAUUUAGCAGCUCAAUUUGAUCAAUUUCUGUUCGAAGAAGUUGUGCUAGUAAAUCAUUUCAAUAAUGGCGGUGCCGAACAAUUACAGUAUGAUAUUCUGAGAAAUCUAUUUCCAUUAUUUGGCUUGUAUAUUAAUAAACCAGAAUCAUACUUUCCUUUAAUUAAGGAAGCGUGUAUACUUUUAAAUAUUUUAACGGGCUCAGCAAUAUUGCUUCAAGAAGCACUCAGUAAUAACGAUAAAAAUACAUCAGAAAUUUUAGCGGACGUUGGAGUGCACAAAAUAUCUGCUAAACUUGCUCUAAAAGUAAUAGCAACAAGGACAGACAUUAUCCAUAUAUGAGUCUUUCCUUCGAAUCUUGUAAAAAUAAAAUUUAUUGUAAAUUUUUCAUGUGUUAAAUUAGAUAUAUUUUUCUAUUUUUUCUCUUUAAAUAUUUAAUAAUAGUUUAAUCGUGUAUGUUCUGUAAAUAGCUUUUUUUAACAUAAUAGCGUAAUUACACCGUUAUCGGCGCCUAAUAACAAUAACUGAUUGAGAGGAAGAAUAGCCAUGGCAGUAAGAAUGCCUUUAAAAGCAUCAGAUUUCAAUUUGGAUGAGCUUAACGAAGCUGUCAUUUCUACAGCGGUAUAGACGCCAAUUCUAUUUGCCGUUGUACCUAUCACUAAUGCCUGUUCGUGCAUUGCCAUACAAUGAAUAGGUUCUGUUGCACCUCUGAAAAUUAAUAAAAAGCAAUUGUAAAUUACA
Molecule: messenger RNA, 2815 nt
Organism: Pogonomyrmex barbatus (red harvester ant)
Lineage: Eukaryota; Metazoa; Arthropoda; Insecta; Hymenoptera; Formicidae
Gene: Rint1
Product: RAD50 interactor 1
Biological process (GO): endoplasmic reticulum to Golgi vesicle-mediated transport; regulation of ER to Golgi vesicle-mediated transport; retrograde vesicle-mediated transport, Golgi to endoplasmic reticulum
Cellular component (GO): Dsl1/NZR complex
Source: RefSeq, a predicted model, not a curated record